CAUCAUAGACUAGUACGCCACUGAUCACGACUCCUCCUCCUACUCUCUUACAGCAUGAGCGAUGAUGCAUAUGAUCGGAUGUCCACGUUCUCGUACAACGGGGAGGGUGAACCGGAUUCCUUUAGCCUUACUCAACUGCGAUCAGUUGUUGAUCGUUAUUUCUUGACAAGCUGCAAGCUGGAGAAGCUGGCUGAAGGAGGUUAUCACAAGGUAUAUGAUAUAUUGCGAUUAGAUGGUGCCCCACUUGAUGCUGUGGUUCGGGUAGCCUCUCCUGCGUUUCCAAAGGACAAACUUGAGUCGGAGGUCGCGACGUGCAAGAUGAUCGCUGCGUUCACAAAUGUACCUGUUCCGCGAAUCUAUGCGUGGAACUCUGACGCGUCGAAUCCUGUUGGAGCGGAAUACAUGAUCUUGGACAAGGUUAAAGGGACCCCUGCUAGCCAGAACUGGGGGGAUCUCUCCGAGGCGAUCAAGAAGACCGUAGUGACGCAAAUUGCACACUAUUUAUUGGAGAUAUGUUCUCUUCGGUUUGAAAGCGCGGGGUCUCUUUACUUGAGCCCUCUUUCACCUCACUUCGUUGUUGGACCGAUAGUCAGCACACCGUUCUACCGUGCUCUCGACGGCGUUGUCCGGAUUCCCAAUGCGCCCGUCUCACAAGAUGUCGAUUCAAACAGAGGUCCUUUCUCCACCGUAACUGAAUAUCUUUCGAGCAAUCUACGGGCAGAACUUGAUUUUAUCUCCAAUAACCGUUCUGUUGUUCUCUCUGAACUUCACGAAUACGACCCUACUCAGGUAGCAGAGAGCCGACUUGAACUUGGGGAGCGUGUUAUGAGAAAGGCUAUUGAGCUGUGCUCUGUAUACCCUGGUGAUGCGCUGGUACCUGCCAAUAUCACUACUCCACGAAGACCAUUCUCCUUAAAGUUUGAUGACUUCCGUUUAUCAAAUGUCAUGAUCGAUACCGAUACAGGUCGAGUCACUGGCUUUAUCGACUUUGAAGCAGCCACCAUCGCACCUCUAUGGGAGUGCGCAGUGAUCCCACGAUGGCUACAAGAUGCGGAUGACCCAGAGUCCAGUUUCGAAGGUGGAACCAGUGGAGAAAGAAAAGUUUUGCGUGCUGCUUUUCUUUCAGCAAUGGAAGGGUCCGCCCGAUACCCGGAGUGGAGAGAGGCGUGUGACAUGGGUCGUCCUUUCCGUCGGCUUACAGACAUGUUGUACUUCCAGGUAAACGUUUGGGCUUCUAACGACCAAGAUAUCUGGCUGGAUGAACGUCUCGAAUGGGCCAAAACCCACCCCGGGAUUGGGUUGCCUGAAAGAGACGAACUACAAAAUUGACACAUACCCCGUAACACUUUCUCAAUUUGAAUACUUCUUGAGCUCAACCUAUACUAGGACUGCAAAUGUACUAUUUCUGCUACAGCGUUGUCACGAGCAUAUGAGAGUAAUAACAAACAUGGAACAUAGAAUAUGCUGUCUUGUUUCCUGGCGACAUGGGAAACAGAUGAAUAU
This is a messenger RNA of Suillus clintonianus, 1503 nucleotides long. RefSeq lists its product as uncharacterized. NCBI's taxonomy places the organism in Eukaryota, Fungi, Basidiomycota, Agaricomycetes, Boletales, Suillaceae. The record is from RefSeq and is a predicted model, not a curated record. The transcript has 5 exons. Bases 55 to 1329 code for a protein of 424 amino acids.